CUAAUUGGUAAUUAGUUGUCCCUACGCUGAUUACUACUUCCCCAAGCACUUUGGUGAAGGAAUGAAUCCCGCCCAGCUCGCCGGUCCAGCCAGGUCUCGGUUCGGUUUUGCUCUCCAGACUCAUCUUCCUUAUGAAGGCCAGAUCAAGGGAGAAAGCAAGCCGGCGCCUGGCCUCGGACUCUGAACAGCGCGCAGCUCGCUCCCCGGAGGAUCAGCCCCGAACCUGCGAAGGGCUCCCCACUCCUGCCAGCCCACACCAAGCUUCUUGCAGCCCGGGGAGCAAGUGGAACUAAACCUGCGGCAGAUGGCAUGGUGGGGAUGCAAGCCUAUCAAGCGUGUGAAGGAUAAUUACUCGCCAAGGUGGUAUAGUUUGAGAAAGGAAGUGUCAUUUUUGUCAUAGCCUUCCUACUGGGCUCCGUCAACAUGGAACCUGCCUCCCUGGGAACAGGAAAGGUUAAAGCCUAUCAUUUUAGCUCAGUUGGAAUGAGAGAUCUGAUUUGUCCGUGUUUGGAGAGUCUGAAGGUUUAAAUGUGUAUUUGGCUACUUGGCUACUGAGUAGAGAACACAAAAUGAAUAACUCCACCAACUCCUCUAACAGUGGCCUGGCUCUGACCAGUCCUUAUAAGACAUUUGAAGUGGUUUUUAUUGUCCUUGUCGCCGGAUCCCUCAGUUUGGUGACCAUUAUUGGGAACAUCCUGGUCAUGGUCUCCAUCAAAGUCAACCGACACCUCCAGACAGUCAACAAUUACUUUUUGUUCAGCUUGGCCUGUGCUGACCUCAUCAUUGGUGUUUUCUCCAUGAACCUGUACACUCUUUACACUGUGAUUGGCUACUGGCCUUUGGGCCCCGUGGUGUGUGACCUUUGGCUAGCUCUGGACUACGUGGUCAGUAAUGCCUCAGUAAUGAAUCUGCUCAUCAUCAGCUUUGACAGGUACUUCUGUGUCACGAAGCCGCUCACCUACCCCGUCAAGCGGACCACAAAAAUGGCAGGUAUGAUGAUUGCUGCUGCGUGGGUCCUCUCCUUCAUCCUCUGGGCUCCGGCCAUUCUCUUCUGGCAGUUCAUUGUAGGGGUGAGAACUGUGGAGGAUGGUGAAUGCUAUAUACAGUUUUUUUCCAACGCUGCUGUCACCUUUGGCACUGCCAUUGCAGCCUUCUAUUUGCCUGUGAUCAUCAUGACUGUAUUAUACUGGCACAUAUCCCGAGCCAGUAAGAGCAGGAUUAAGAAGGACAGGAAGGAGCCUGUGGCCAACCAAGAACCAGUUUCUCCAAGUUUGGUACAAGGAAGAAUAGUGAAGCCGAACAACAAUAAUAUGCCUGGCAGUGAUGAAGCCCUGGAGCACAACAAAAUCCAGAAUGGCAAAGCUCCCAGGGAUGCUGUGACUGAGAACUGUGUCCAGGGAGAGGAGAAAGAAAGCUCCAACGAUUCCACCUCAGUCAGUGCUGUUGCCUCUAAUAUGAGAGAUGAUGAAAUAACCCAGGAUGAAAACACAGUUUCCACUUCCCUGGGCCAUUCCAAAGAUGAGAACUCAAAGCAAACAUGCAUCAAAAUUGUCACCAAGACCCAAAAAAGUGACUCAUGCACCCCAGCUAAUACCACUGUGGAGCUUGUUGGUUCUUCAGGUCAGAAUGGAGAUGAAAAACAGAACAUUGUCGCUCGCAAGAUUGUGAAGAUGACCAAGCAGCCUGCAAAAAAGAAGCCGCCUCCUUCCCGGGAAAAGAAAGUGACCAGGACGAUCUUGGCUAUUCUGUUGGCUUUCAUCAUCACUUGGGCCCCGUACAACGUCAUGGUGCUCAUUAAUACCUUCUGUGCACCCUGCAUCCCCAACACAGUGUGGACAAUUGGUUAUUGGCUCUGUUACAUCAACAGCACUAUCAACCCUGCCUGCUAUGCACUUUGUAAUGCCACCUUCAAGAAGACCUUUAAACACCUUCUUAUGUGUCAUUAUAAGAACAUAGGCGCUACAAGGUAAAACAUCUUUGUAAAGAAGGAAGGUAGUCAAGAGGAGCUUGAGGAACAGAAAAAGAAUGAAAGAGCUCCUAGUUUUAAAAUCUCUGCCAUUGCACUUUAUAGUCUUAUUAAUGGAAUGUGCAAUUAAGGAGCCCUACAGUGACACUUAUUGUGCCUCUGCUCCAAUUUGAGAAACUUGCACCUUAUAAACCCUGCCAGUUUAGGAGCAAUGAGACCAUAAAAGAGACGUGUUGGAAUUGUGGAUUUAAGGAAUGAUCUGUAGUUUCUCAUACUCUCUUGAAGAAGGGCUUCUGAAUAUAUCAUUUUAUCUCUGCACACAAAAAUAAUAACCUCUUUUCUUUUUUGUUCACAUUUUUGUUACCAUGUGUCCAUAUGAGGAUGAAAUGCCACAAUUACAACCUAACCUCGAGACUUAAACAUAAAGAAAGCCAUUAUACAAUGAAGAAGUGAAGAAAGAAGAUCAAAAAAGGGUGUAGAAAUGGACUCCAGAGUGUUAAUAUAUAUUAUAAUUUUAUUACGGUUUGUGGGGAAUUGCAACCUAAUAAAUGUUUAUCUUUCUUUGCCAUACCCUUUUCCCACCAUCAAAAGAGAGCAAAGCAAACAAACAAAACCAAAAAUCUUAACUCGUAUCACAUCAUUAUUUUUCUCAUUAUGGCAUUGGUUUUUGUAUAUUGUGUAAGGGCAAAAUCUGCAGGACUUCUGCUAAAUACAACCAGAGACAGCCAUGCAAAAGGGUGUUUUACUCCUGCGCACUGUGUAUUUUGCCUUCUUUGGAGGUAUGCAGCCCUGUGAGGAUUUAGUUCACAUAUGAUCCUUCAUGGGAAAUAUUUUCACCAAUCCAGUUUUCUACUAAACUAGCCUAUUAUUUGAAUAUAAUAGUCUACCUAAUAUAGAAACAUGCUUGAAAAACCAAAGUCGUUUUUAAAUUGAGGUUUCAUCAAAUUAAAUAAUGGUCAUUCUUGUUGGAGAAAGUUUACUGAAGCCAGAUGAAUUCUGAGAUAAGAAAAUAGAAGGUGGAAAGGGCAUCAUGUUUCCACCUGAAUCUGCCUGACCCAUGUAUAAAAUGUUAACUUGUAAAACAUGAACUCCUGGUCUUUGUCAGCAGGAAGAAGAUGUUGCUUUAUUCAUCUGGAAUCUUAAAUAGGAUUAAACAUAGUCAUGUGGCACCAAUGACUUUUGGGCCAGUCCCAAGAGAAUGCUUACUAAAGGAUGAUAUCCAGUUUAGAGUCCAAUGAGAUUUAUAACCAUUCUGUAACCUGUGGAGGAAAAAAAGGAGAGUAAUUCAAAAAACUUUCCUGAAACCACAUGUUUUGUGUUCCUCAAACUGUCAAUUCUCCCUAAAAUUUUUUAACUCCAAAAUUCUGUCAAUGAGAAGUAUAGUAAUCUUGAUGGCAGAAGUGUCAUGGAUAUCAAACAGGCCGAGUGAGCUCAGCAGAAUAUGAAAGAAGGUAGGUAAAAGAAGGUAGUGGCACUUCCCACUGUUCCUUUAGUUAUAGACCUUAGAAAAUCAUAACAGGAAUGAUUACCCAGUGGUGGCUUUACAUAGACUCUUGUCUAUAUAGAGACUUUUUAUUGGCCAAUAAAUAUAUGAUUAUAUUGAUUCAUAUUUAGUUAUUUUUACUCCUUGACUUUUUUUCUUACUGUAUUUGCUAUAGUCUUCCAAUAAGUUUUUAAAACACGGCCCAAUCAGUAGCAAUCAAAUUUAUUAAAACCUUUUUGAAGUUCAUAUGUUGCAUUUUAGAUGUAUGGGCUUUAGGAUAUCUUGACCAUUAAUAUCCAUGUGAGGUGCAUGAUGAACUUGUCAGUAUUAGGCUUUAGUGCUUUAAUUAGAGUUCUUUUAUGUGACUUGCCUCUCAGAUGGCAUCUCAAAAAUUUUGAGAGCUGAAACAAAAAGCACAAGGUAAAUAACAAUAAAAAAGACAAUUAGCAAGAAGCAAAUCACCAACAUUUGUAAAUAACACAUCCUUUGUAAAAAUAACCUCUCGUUUCAAUAACUUCGGUCAUUCCCCCCAACCAAAUCUUUAUAAACAUAUAGCAUCAGUUCAUACAGAUUUCUUUAUUCUAAAAUUUGCAGUUGCUUUCACAUAAACUUUUAUAUUUCAAAUUCUUAUGUAUUUUUGUGUUGUUUCUGCAAGUCAGAGUAUCAGUUGAGCAAAAGGGACAUCAAGCCAAGUGGGCUGUUUGGUUUCCUGUAAACACAAUUGACUGGCUAAAUAUUUCACUUAUUAACUUGUACUAUUAUGAUGUAGAUUCAGCUAUAGUUGGGAUGAAUGCUUCGGAUUCAAGGAUUCAGGAUUCUGGAUUGGGGUCCUUUUUUUUGUCGUCUCUAACAAUCCAACUCCCGGUGAAUCAGACGGCUCUUACUCUCCACUGCCAUUCCAUCUUUUCCUCUCUUCCUUCUAUUCUUGAUCUUCACCAUAUCCACCACAACCUUCCUGAAAGAGAAACCAUCAAAAAUUAAAGGAAUUGAAUAUAGACUGACACAUCAUAGAAGUUGUCAACUGGAAUCAGAAAAAUGGGAAGAAUAUUGAAAUUAGUAGAUGAUUGGAAAGAUAUGGAGACUGCAUCCAAAAGCUUGCAUUAACUAUUGCUGGAUUUAUUUGUUUUUGUGGGUCCCAACCAGGGAUGAUUUUGCCUCCUAAGGGACAUUUAACAAUAUGUGGAGAUAUUUUUAGGUGUCACAACUUGAGGGUGGGUUACUGAAAUCUAGUGAAUAGAGUCCAGGAAUGCUGCUAAACGGCUUACGAUGCAUAAGAUAGACCCACAGCUAAGAAUUUUUUGGUUCAGGGGUUCCCGUCGUGGUGCAUUGGAAACGAAUCAGAUUAGGAAUCAUGAGUUGUGGGUUCGAUCCCUGGCCUUGCUCAGUGGGUUAAGGAUCUGGUGUUGCGGUGUAUUGUGGUGUAGAUCACAGACUUGGCUCAGAUCUGGCAUUGCUGUGGCUCUGGCACAGACCAGCAGGUACAGCUCCGAUUAGACUCCUAGCCUGGGAACCUCCAUAUUGCCAGUGGGUGCAGCCCUAAAAAAGACAAAAAAGAAAAUUUUGGUUCAAAAUGUCAGCAGUGCCAAAGUUGAGAAACCCUGGUCCCUUUUAAGGGAUUCUAGAGCUUGCUUUGUGUAAGUGGGAAAAUAAUCUUGUAUCAUUAUUAGAAUGUUAAUGCAAAUUACUCACCUAUUUGAAAAAGAUAAUACUGACCAGUUGUGUAUACAGACACACUGGUCAUCCACUGAGUCUGGUUUGUUUGUAAUUCACAGAUUGGGAACCCAGGACACAUCUACAUAUCCAAAAUCUCCAGACCAUGCACACUGCACAUUGUUUCCAGUUUCUUAACGUCCAGUUAUAAUUGCUACGGAGUCCAGUCAAUUGAAAUCAAAAUAGUUGGCCAGUAAGGUGGUUGCAGUUGAUAUGGUCACUUUCUAUUGGAGCUGCUAUUAUUCCUCUCAAAAACAUUAAGCGCCUCUUUCAGAAACAGAUGAUUCAUCUCCUUUGUCUUCACUGGAAAGGUGAACAUCUGUCAAGAAUUGCUUCUUUCCUUAAAGCAAUAAUGUAAAUAUCUUAGAGUGGUCUUAUAAGAAAAAGAGCUUAAGAAGGUGAAAAAGCCAGUUCAUUUCUUGAAAAAAGAAGUGACUACCCUUCUACCAGUCCAUCAUUAAUUUAAUGCCAGCUCCUAAGUAGUAGGACAAAGUCCUCAGUACAGUAAGUCACACAAGAUAAGCUUUCUGGUUUGAAUGUCAAAGCUGGAGGUUCCACAUACCCCUGCUCCUUGUCCAUUCACUGCUUUUUUUUUGAUCCUGAAGAUCUGAUAUCAGGGGAGAUGGGAGUUUAAAAUGAUGGCACCAUAUACUUAGAAAUCAACUUUUAUUUUCUCCUACUUUGUUCACUGGUAGUUGCCUUUCCCCCUGUUUGAUAGUAUGCCUUUCAACAACCACAGCACUGGUGUUGCAAAUAGAUUAGGGAAGCACCCAAAGCUGGAUGAAUUGUGCAAAGUGUAUUAUCAGCAUGUAUAUACAAUACCAUGCCUCUUAAAUAUGCUUCUCUUAAAAGGGUGCACGCUACAGCAUGAACUGUGUGCAUAUUUAAUGUAUCUUCCUGGAAUAUGCUGUAUGCUUAAUAUACAUAUUCUAUAAAUAAAGUAAUAAAAUGUACAAUAGAAAUACAUAUUUCUGUAUGCAAAUAAAUAUAUUAUACACAAAA
Messenger RNA from Sus scrofa (pig), 6161 nucleotides. RefSeq names its product cholinergic receptor muscarinic 2 (gene CHRM2). NCBI's taxonomy places the organism in Eukaryota, Metazoa, Chordata, Mammalia, Artiodactyla, Suidae. Gene Ontology annotation, biological process: regulation of smooth muscle contraction; adenylate cyclase-inhibiting G protein-coupled acetylcholine receptor signaling pathway; chemical synaptic transmission. The record is from RefSeq and is a predicted model, not a curated record. Gene Ontology annotation, cellular component: plasma membrane; synapse; dendrite. Gene Ontology annotation, molecular function: G protein-coupled serotonin receptor activity; G protein-coupled acetylcholine receptor activity.